AUGACUGAUCCAGACCAAUGCAUCAUAUGCCUGGAAAGUUUGGAGCCUGCAGCUGAGGAUGUGGGUGUGGCCGACUCGGAAAUGGCGGGUGACCCUUCACCAUCCAAGGAAGCACCUGGCUUCAGUCCUCCCGAUGAGAACACCUUCAUCGCGACACUCGUUGGCUGCAAUCAUGUUAUCCAUGAUCGCUGCAUUAGGAGCUGGGCCAACAACUCCAACACAUGUCCCAUUUGUCGCGCCACCUUCAAUGAAGUCAAGCUCUCCACCAAGAUCGAUGGCCCCAUAGUAGACUCAUACCCGGUCCAAGACAAGAUACAGACCCAGGAGUUCGACCUUAGCGAAUGGCUCCAGGAAAAUCCCGACGAAUCCGAGGAAGAAACGCCAUGUCCCAUUUGUGGCACGGCUGAACGCCCCGACAUCCUUCUGCUUUGUGACGCCUGCGACGCCGCUUAUCACACCCACUGCAUCGGCUUGGAUCACGUUCCCAGCGGCUCGUGGUACUGUCUCGAGUGUGCCGAUCUUAUUGAUCCUCAGCUCUCUCCCGACAACACUUCCGACUGGGAGACCCAAGUCACGUCGGGUCGUUCUCGUGGCAGGUCCAGCGGGAGGCCGUUUACCCGAACUCGCGAGCGGCAGAGGCGAGCCCGUCGCCAGGCUCGAUCCGUCGAGUGGCAGGGCGCUUGGGGCCGAAUUGCGGGCCGCGUUUUCGACGCCACGAAUAUUGACCUUGAUAACCAUGAGGACGACGAUAGUUUCGAGGGGUUCCGGCGGUCCCUGCAGCAGCGCGAGCGGGAACUUCGCGAGUACCAGCAGUGGGAACGGCGCCUCGCCAUUGCCAGCCGUCAGGGAGCUCGGGAGACCUUUGCCAUGGGCAUUCCCAGGGCCAUCGGCGAACGACUGGAUAUUGCCCAGCCUGUUGAACAAGAAACCCCCGAAGAGCAAAAGGCCUGGAACGAACUCGACAGAAUCAGGGAGACCGAAAACCCCGGUGCCCAGAACAGGCGGAAGCGCAAGUCCGCCACAUCGUCUCCACGCGAGCCUGCAUCGGAAGAGCCGCAACGAAAGUUGAAGCGACCGCGCACUCGCCGACUUGUUCUGCAUGGCGAGGCAUCAGGCUCUGGCAUUUCGGGUUCGGGAGCUGCGUCAGCCUCGGCCACGUCGUCGACCUCUACCGUGCCACCUGUUCCGCAAGCACAACGUAGCGCCGAAGAACCCUCGUUCCUAUCAUCAUUGCUCCGCGAGGUCGAGACCGGUCCACCGUCCGACGACGAAAACGGCCGCACUUACUUCAGCUCGGGAUAUGGCGUGGAAGCAUCGUCCCCAGCAGCCUCGCCCGGCGCCUCAUCCCACAAUUCUCCGAGAAAUCUGUCUCUUACACCACCCCCGCUCCCUAGACCAACUUCACCGAGCACACUGAGCUCGCAUAUCGAACCAGUCUUUCCCAAGGCCAACUACUCUCCCGCCCGCUCAGCCGGCGAAACCAGCGAUUCGGAUAAUCCCCCCCGCAGCAUGGCCCUCGAGAUACGACAUCCCCGCCCUCGCAGGCCCGAUCGGAGACAAGGGUCCCCACGACAGGCUCGGUCUCAGGACAGCUCGCCGACAAGGCAGGACAUUACCCUGCGGGCGAAGGAGAAGAUCAACGGCAUCGUCCUAGCCGCGCUGAAGCCACACUGGCGAGCUAAGAAGCUCACUGUGGAUCAGUAUUCGAACAUCAACCGCGAUGUUUCGCGCAAGCUCUAUGACAGCAUUCGUGACGCUUCGGCACUGGACGACGACGCCGGCAAGAAAAAUUGGGAAAAGGUGGCUGCGGAAGAAGUGGCUCAGGCGAUUUCGGGUUUGAAGGCUUGA
Messenger RNA from Sodiomyces alkalinus F11, 1848 nucleotides. RefSeq lists its product as hypothetical. The record is from RefSeq and is a predicted model, not a curated record. The transcript has 3 exons. Lineage: Eukaryota; Fungi; Ascomycota; Sordariomycetes; Glomerellales; Plectosphaerellaceae. The coding region runs from base 1 to 1848 and encodes 615 amino acids.